Messenger RNA from Malania oleifera, 1322 nucleotides. RefSeq names its product kinase-interacting family protein. The transcript is spliced from 3 exons. NCBI's taxonomy places the organism in Eukaryota, Viridiplantae, Streptophyta, Magnoliopsida, Santalales, Ximeniaceae. Gene Ontology annotation, molecular function: actin binding. The coding region runs from base 226 to 1143 and encodes 305 amino acids. The record is from RefSeq and is a predicted model, not a curated record.
GAGCUCAACAAAUAUUACAUCUCCAGCGGCUUUGAAGCGAUAUGUUCAGAAUCCCUCGAUCCCUUCUGGCAUUCAAAUACCCCCUUACUCGCCGAAACUCUCUUCAAAACCCCGUCGUUUGGCCUCUACCGGCCGGGAUUGCUCGCCUUUUACUUCCAUUCCUCUCCGCCUCCGCGCUCUCUCCGGCAACCGUCCAGCUUAGGUGAGGGCGUCUGAUCGGCGACGAUGGAGGAAAAAGCUGCAUCUCCCAUAUCUCAUCAGUCCCUUCCAUUGUACAGUGGCUGCAGCAAAACUUCCUGGCUCCUUUCCACUCUUGCCGAUCUGGAAGAGAAGAUGAAGGAAGUGGCGUUUACAAACUCGGAAGAAGAUGAAAAUGGCGACACCUUCGCCCAACGCGCCGAAUCCUACUACCACAAACGUCCUCAGCUUCUCGCGCUUCUCCACCAUCUCUACAACGCCCACCUCAACCUCGCCCACCGCUACUGCGCCACCCGCCACUGCCGCACCCUCUCCUUCCCUCACAUCUCCACCGUCACCACUUCGGACGGAUCAUCUUCUUCUGGGAACGAAGAAGAUUCCGACGCGGAGAGCUCCCUGUCGUACCAGCAGCCGCAGCCGACCGCCAACCAGGACUGUGACGCGGUAGUGGCGGAGCUAGUGAUAAAGUGGGUGGACUGCGAGAUACUAGAGCAGGAGCUGGGGGCAGCGGAGCGGCGGUGGGGGGAGUCGUGGCGGAAGACGGAAGUGCAGAGGAGCCUGGUGGAGGUGUUGGAGGCGGAGAGGGAGAUACUGGCGAAGGAGAACGGGAGGCUGGGGAGGAGGGUGAGGGCGCUGGAGGAGGAGAAUAGGAGGUUAGGGGCGGAGACGGGAUGGACGCGGCGGAAGGCGGCGGAGGUGUACGCAAAGUGUGUGGUGGGAAUGGGGGAGGAGCACAGGAUGUGGGUGUUGGGGCGGAAGAUAGAGGAUCUGCAGGGCCAGAUAGAUGGGUUGGAGCGGAGGAACCAGGAGUACUACGAGAUGCUGCAGAGCAGCCACUGGAAGAAGGAGAAAGGGAGUGGCGGCGGCGGCGGCGGGAAGAAGGGGCGGAGGUGGUGGGGGAGGUUGAAGAGCAUGGACUUGUUUCAGUGCAUGCCCCACACUUGAAUCAGGUUAAAAAGUGAUCAACCAUGGACUCGGUUAAUUAGACAGGGAUGGAAUGAUGUAUGGAAUUGGUAAAUUAAUUAUGCAUACUAGUUAACCCAUGGUAUUUCAUAUGUUAAUGGAUAAAAUAGUGGAAACAUUUAGGACCAUCAAUGUUACUAAUUAAUAUAUUGCUUUGAAUA